Molecule: messenger RNA, 624 nt
Organism: Melitaea cinxia (Glanville fritillary)
Lineage: Eukaryota; Metazoa; Arthropoda; Insecta; Lepidoptera; Nymphalidae
Product: dynein light chain Tctex-type protein 2B-like
Exons: 3
Coding region: 1-561 (186 amino acids)
Biological process (GO): microtubule-based movement
Cellular component (GO): cytoplasm; cytoplasmic dynein complex
Molecular function (GO): dynein intermediate chain binding
Source: RefSeq, a predicted model, not a curated record
AUGUCUGAAAGCGAAGUAAAAGCCAAAAGCAAGUCAAUGUUGCAAAUAAAGAGUCACUCAGGCAUCAGAUCACAGAUGGGUUUGCCAAAUAGGUCUGGGAGUCGAUUGAAAGUUAGAAGACAGUCUUAUGGUUUCUCUGGAGUACCUGGAAUAAGACCCGUGGAGCGGACAUCACAGAUUGCAAUCGAAUUUAAACGUCCGCCAUUAACUCAUCUUCCGACCUAUCAAUUAGAGCCUUCGUACCGGUUCCAUGUUCCUCUCGUGAAAAAAAUAUCUGAAGAGUUGCUGGACGAACAUUUUACUGGACAUAAGUACAAUAUACAGGAAUCCCCUGCACUAGCACUUCGUUUAGCCGGUGAACUUAUGCGCAAGAUAAAAGCACUUCAAUUUAAUCGUUACCGUAUCAUUACUGUUGUGACUAUCGGUCAAAGGCGAGCCCAGAGCUAUAACAACGCUAUUUCUUUUCUUUGGGAUCACGAAAGAGACAGUUAUGUUGACCUUCAGAGAGAGGUCAAUAGUGCGUUUAUUCAAGUUACAACCUUUGGAGUAUAUUUAGAUUAAAUGGCUUGAUAAUAACUCGUAUUAUAUUGACGUACAUUAAAGCUUUGAAAUACCGUUCAUAAA